AUGAGGGCAUGGCAGGUAUAUAAGACAUCGAGUCUAGAUAUAAAACUAUGUUGGAUAUCUGCGUUUUUGAGAUUGGGCUCCUAUGGUGUUACUAACCAGGUUUUGACACUUUUUUUGAAAGAGAUCGGCAUCUCUGAAAAAGAGAUGGGAUGGUUUAUGUCGUUGACAUUGGUGGGUGACGUUUGUAUAUCUUACUUAUUGACAUGGCAUGCAGAUGAAUGGGGGAGACGUCGUAUUCUGACUUAUGGUGCAGUGAUGAUGGUCUUGAGCGGAAUUGUGUUUACUUGGAGCGAGAAUUUCUAUAUUCUUUUGGUAUUUGCCAUUUUUGGAGUCAUUUCACCAUCAAGCGACGAAGUGGGACCAUUUAAGUCCAUCGAAGAAUCGAUGAUGGCACAUCUAACGCCUCACAACCGUCGCCCCGAAAUUUACGCCAUUCACUCCCUGGUGAGUAUCUCAGGAAGCGCAUUAGGAUCAGUUUUCUGCGGGUGGUUUGUUCAAAUUCUACAGGACAGAAGAGUUUUCGACACUCAACUUCAAUGCUACAAAGCUGUUUUUGCCGUCUACACUGUCUUGGCUAUUGGGAAGCUAAUUUCAAUCGUAUUUUUGUCGGAUGCUGCGGAGCUGGACGCUCACCAUCACGAAGAACCAGAUGUCCAGCAAGUUCUCGACGAGAACAUGCCCUUGGUCGAGCAAAACGACAGGAAAAAGUCACGAUUGGCUCCAGAAACUUUCUCGGUCAUGAUCAAGCUACUUAUCAUCUUUAUGCUAGACUCAUUUGGCUAUGGGUUCAUGACAAGCGCUUGGACUGUAUUCUACUACUCAGUCGUUUUUGGACUGGGCCCCGCUGCAUUGGGAUUGCUCUUCUUUGUUGCAAAGAUAGUAAUGGCUUUGUCUUCCUUACCAUCAUCAACCAUCGCCAGGAUGUUUGGCCCAGUAAAGGCAACUUUGAUGGUACAAGUUCCAUCCGCGAUUUUCUUCAUGUUGGUACCAUACGCUGAAGGGCAUCUCUCGCUAUCUUUGCUAUUUUUCAACCUUUACAACUUGACAACUGCUAUGGAUGUCACUCCUCGGCAAAUUCUACUGACGAACAUCAUUAAACCAAGCGAUCUCACAAGGGUGAUGGGCGUUGUAAACAUAGGCAAAACGUUUGCCCGCUGUAUUGGACCCGUUUUCACAGGAUUGUUGGCUGAUAGAGGUCUACUUUGGUGCUGCUACUUAAUUAGUGGAACAUUCGUUCUUCUUGCUGAUUUUGUGCUAGCCGUUUUAUUCUAUGAUAUUGAUUCCCAUGUCCUUAAAACAACGAAUUCCUAA
Messenger RNA from Lachancea sp. 'fantastica', 1311 nucleotides. The record is from the annotation of a GenBank genome assembly. Lineage: Eukaryota; Fungi; Ascomycota; Saccharomycetes; Saccharomycetales; Saccharomycetaceae.